AGUGAUGAGUAUUCAUCUGCAGAUUUUACAUUUUGGACGCAGCUUACAAAUACUCUGUCAAUGACUGAUGUGAAUUUUUGUUGCCACAUACGGGAGACUUCUAACACUGUACCUACAUAUCAUCAAUAACAGUUUCCGGUUUGUUGUGGUUUCGAGGAAUUGUUCAGUUGGAGUGCUGAUUCGUCUUCAUAAAGAAGCGACAUAUCAUUUGAAUAAUGCAAAGCGCUAGAGAAGUUCAAGGAGUGCUUUCUGUUCUUUAUAAUAUUGCAAAAGAGAAUCCGGAUCUUGAGAUGACGUUAUCUCAGUCAGUGAGUGGCGGUUUAAUGGCCGGCGCUGGAGCAGUUUUAGGUGGUCUCCUCGGAGGCAAGGAGGGCAUGCUAACUGGUGCUGCUAUUGGAGGAGUGAUGGGAUAUUUGAAUGCAGAAGACUUUAAACCAGUUUGGAAAAUUUUGCAGAACAUGAGUGAUGAAGAGAGAAGCCGCUUUGCUGCAGCAGUAAAACGCGAGUGUGUCGAGAUGGGUAUUCGAUUUCUUUCUGAUGCUAUUGGUCGACAAACAAGGAGUGCAAGUCGCGAACUACUGAGAAGAUCAAUGCAGCGCUUUGGCUACAAGUAGUGGCAAGGUCGCGGUUAGUUGACUGUGAAUGACAAAAUUUGUGAACUUCGUAUGUGCUUUGCUCUAAUCUGUGUUAAUGUUUCAGUUUCUAAUUAUCGUGUAUUUACUAUCAUUAAUUACUAAGUUAGAUUUCUAUUAGAAAUGAUGUCUUACUGACCAGAUAAUUUGUGUUUAUGCUCGUUGGCACUUGCUUUCGCCAACUAUAUGAAACAAGACGAUUUUAAUUAACAAAAUUGU
This is a messenger RNA of Corticium candelabrum, 851 nucleotides long. RefSeq names its product protein C19orf12 homolog. The transcript has 2 exons. Bases 216 to 614 code for a protein of 132 amino acids. The record is from RefSeq and is a predicted model, not a curated record. NCBI's taxonomy places the organism in Eukaryota, Metazoa, Porifera, Homoscleromorpha, Homosclerophorida, Plakinidae.